ACCUUUGCGACAAGAAUACAACCAAAUUCUCACACAGCAUGAACAACACUGGGAAAGAAUGGCCUCUCAUGGAGAGACAGAGCACAAAAACAGGCCCUUCAGCCCACCGAGUCCAAGCCAACCAUGAAGCACCCAUUGGUAAACUAAUCCAACCUUAACACAUUUUAUUCUCUCCACGUUCCCAUCAAUUGACCCCUUUCAUUCUAUCUACCUAGACUCUAAGAGCCAUUAGCCUGCCAAACUAUGCACCUUUGGGAUAGGGGGGAAACCACAACAUACAAAGGAAGCCCACAGACUUAGAUUUAGAGAUUUACAGCAACGUAACAGCCCCAAUGCAUGUGUCCAAUUCACCUACUAAAGGCCAAUUUAUACUUCUGCAUCAAGUCUACGCCAUAGGUACAGCGUAGCCACGUACCCAACACCGUAACCUACACUGUAGCCUGACGCGCACCUCCCCAAAAAUGUAACUACGUGUCGCGGCGACGCAGACCUCAACAACUGUGAUUGGUCCGCUUGGUAGCAUCGCAUUUCCUCCUACACAUUUCUGGUUGCUUCUGAACGAUGAACGAAAUCGUCAAAUCUACCUGCCGACAUCCGAAAAUAUUUGAAAUGCACUUCCUCGUCCAUGUCUCUCAGUGGCCAGACAGGCACAGAAAAUUCACCCUCCAGCCCCAAUCCGUUCAAUGGUCGUACACACCAUCUCCUCCGACGUCUUCUCUCUUUCCUGCGUUGCAGUAAUUUCAAUAAAAGUAACUCUUGUUCAACAUUUAUUAGCUCCGACUCCAACACGAUGCGCUCAGUUUCAGUCGCCAUUGUUUGAAGUACAGAAAGAAACUCAACACAGUGGCAUAGAAACCUCACCGCCAACUAGCGUAUUGGCGGUGAAUUGCAGAGCGGCGCAGAUGCACCAACGCACAAGUAUAAAUGCUCACAACAGCGUAGGGUAUGGCGUAGAGCCUACGCAGAAGUAUAAAUCAGCUUUAAUCCGUACACCUUUGGAACGUGGGAGGAAAUCAGAGCACCCAGGGAAAACCUACGUGGGCUUAGGGAGAACAUACAAAUGCCUUACAGACAGUGGUGGAAUAAAUCCAAUAGCAUAACAGAGACCGCUAUGCUACCGUGCCACCUCCUAAUGUGGUUCACAUGGAAUCAUGCAAACUCCACACAGACAGCAUCGGAAGUCAUAGUCGAAUUAGGUCGCUGGCAGUGGCUCUAUCUGUUUCCGUAGGGUCUGCUACAUCCCGUUCAUUGGGACGUCAGUAUCUCUGCCAGCAGCAGGGUGAGCAGCCUGGACCAGACACUACCACUGAAGAGUCACGAGCCCGCAAGCAUUCAGCAGAGUACCAUCAAGCAGUUUGCAGCAUCCGUGGAAUUGUCCUUGUUUCAGGUCAGCACACUUCAUGCCCCAAUAUGACGCUAAUUCUUUCCCCCCACCACUUCCACUAACAGAUACCACUCCACUUGCGGACCCUCUCCAGCCAUUUGUUUUUGUUUUCUCGAUCCAGCUCCUACCAUCUCGUGUCUCCUCCUUCACUGCCUUGAGCGGCUGCCCAGUCUGAGGAACCGCUUGGCAUCCGCAUAACCUCCGGAAUGUUCCUGGGAGAUAAGGAUGCUGCUAAUUAAGCAGUUUCUCUGCACACAUUUGCAAUUUCUGCACCCAGUGGCUGCUUUAUCAGGGCCUCUCAGAAACUGCUGACCUCCUGGGAAUUUCAUGCACAACAGUCUCUAGAGUUUACAGAGAAUAGUACAAAAAAACAAAAGAAAGCAUCAGUACAGAACCCUGAAAUUCAUUUUCUUGAGGGCAAUCACAGUAAAUGCACGAAACACAAUAAAAAGCAGCGAAAGCGACCAAUGUGCAAGAAGAGAAACAAACUGUGCGAAUACUAGAGGGAAGAGGAGAAACAAAAGAAAAAUAAAACAGGGAGAACGGAGCCCCACACAUCAAAGUUGCUGGUGAACGCAGCAGGCCAGGCAGCAUCUAUAGGAAGAGGUGCAGUCGACGUUUCAGGCCGAGACCCUUCGUCAGGACUAACUGAAGGAAGAUUCACAGAAGACACCACGGUGGUUGGCCUGAUCGGAGGGGAUGACGAGAUGGCCUACAGGGACGAGGUCCAGCACCUGGCCACGUGGUGUGCCGACAACAACCUGGCCCUUAACACCCAGAAGACCAAGGAUACCAUUGUGAACCUCAGGCAUGCUAGGAGCCACACUCACGUCCCCACCUACAUCAACGGAGCUGUGGUGGAGCUUGUAUCAAGCUUCAAAUUCCUUGGUGUCCGCAUUUCCGAGGAUCUCACCUGGUCCCUGAACUCCUCCAUCCUGAUCAAAAAGGCGCAACAGAGCCUUUAUUUCCUGCAGAGCAUCAAGAAAGCUCACCUCUGUCCCAGGAUACUGACGGACUUUUACCGCUGUAUCAUUGAGAGCAUACUCACCAACUGCAUCUCAGUGUUGUAUGGCAAUUGUCCCGUAUCGGACCACAAAGCACUCCAGCGUGUGGUGAAAACUGCCCAGCGGAUUAUUGGCACCCCAUUGCCUACCACUGAGAAUAUCUAUCAUAAACGCUACCUGGGCAGGGUGAAAAGCAUUAUCAAGGAUGCAUCUCACCUUAACUAUGGACUUUUACUCUCCUCCCAUCCGGCAGGCACUACAGGAGCCUCCGCUCCCGCACCAGCAGACACAGGAAGAGCUUCUUCCCUGAGGCUGUGACCCUGCUGAACCUCACAUCACAGCGCGAAGCAGUAUUGCACCCAUAUUGUACUGUCUCAGUACUUUUAUAUUUGUGUGCUGUAGCACUUACUUUUUACUCACAGUUACUUUGUAAAUAACACUAUUCUUUGCAUUACUGGUCAGAUGCUAACUGCAUUUCAUUGGCUUUGUAUCUGUACUCGGCACAAUGACAACAAAGUUGAAACUAAUCUAAUCUAACAGAGCCACAGCGUUAUCAGAAAACAGAGGAUGGGGGGGCGAGGAGCAGCAGAGGGAAGUGGAAGUCAGAAAUAUCUCUUUUUUGGGGUGAGGAUCUUGACUGGGGAUUCGGAACUUGAAAUGGUCUAUUAUUGUCACAUUUACAGUGAAAAGCUUCAGUGCACGCCAUCCAGAAAGGUCACUUCAUGCACAAGUACAAUGAGGCGGUAAAAGAGGAUGCAGAAUGUAGUGUCAGAGAACGGGGAAGGGAAAGUGCAGGCAGACAGACAGACAGUGCAAAGGAAAUGGAGGGACCCGACAUUUUGUUGAAUGCCUUGCUGUCAUUCCUGAUGGCUCCAAUCACUUGCAGCUCAAGCCAUAGGCUAGGGA
Mobula hypostoma (lesser devil ray) is the source of this 3294-nucleotide messenger RNA. RefSeq lists its product as uncharacterized. The record is from RefSeq and is a predicted model, not a curated record. Bases 2092 to 2706 code for a protein of 204 amino acids. Lineage: Eukaryota; Metazoa; Chordata; Chondrichthyes; Myliobatiformes; Myliobatidae. Gene Ontology annotation, molecular function: methyltransferase activity; 2-oxoglutarate-dependent dioxygenase activity. The transcript is spliced from 2 exons.